ACAGGCUUCAUUUGGUGCGCUUUGAGUCCCGUGCGAAGUCCUUGAUAACUUUGCCCCCUUAAGCGGAAGCCUUGGUCUUGUGUUAAGGUCGCUAUGAGUGGAGCAUCGGGGAAUGGGGCAAACCCUGCUGUACAGCAACCUUACAUCCCCACCGAUGCUGAGCAAGCGGAGCACUUACAAAACUUGAUUAGAAAAUUGAAAGACUUUUGGGUAGAGCAAUUGGCAGAAAUGGAGACGUUGAGUCUCGCAUCUGAACAGGACUUCAAAAAUUACAUUGAUCUGCCCUUGGCGCGGAUCAAACGCAUCAUGAAAAGCGACGAAGACGUGCACAUGAUCAGUGCGGAGGUGCUGGUGCUCUUUGCAAAGGCUUGUGAGAUGUUUAUCCUUGAGCUGACGAUUCGCUCCUGGUGCUACAGUGAACGAAGCAAGCGUCGUACGGUA
This is a messenger RNA of Nannochloropsis gaditana CCMP526, 441 nucleotides long. It is a transcript of the gene NFYC, whose product is annotated as nuclear transcription factor Y, gamma. The transcript has 2 exons. Gene Ontology annotation, biological process: regulation of DNA-templated transcription. Gene Ontology annotation, cellular component: nucleus. The record is from RefSeq and is a predicted model, not a curated record. The annotation marks the transcript as partial. Gene Ontology annotation, molecular function: protein heterodimerization activity; DNA-binding transcription activator activity, RNA polymerase II-specific.